AUGUCUGCGGUGCCGAGCCCCACGGUCAACGGCUCGUCUGCCCAGCAUCAGCCAUUGCGCUCUGCCCUCAAAAAUGAAGAUGACGUUGAUCGCCCAUGUCCUUCGAGCGGCUCUCUUAAAGCUGUCCAGAUCGCCGAACCCGAAUCCGAAAUUCAAACUCUCGAGGAUGACUCCCAGCCUACCAAGCAAUUCCCUACCAACCUCAGACGACGCCUGAGUGGUAAACCUCUGCCCUCUCCUCUUCCCAACAACUCCUCUAGGUCUUCCUUCAGCGACAGUCCUUCUGGCAGCCGGCCUGAAGAGACACCUCCUACUUCGAACCCCUCUUCGAACCACCACCAUGGCCAUGGCCAUGGCCACCGCGGUCAGUAUUAUAGUGAGAAACUACUCGCCCAGGUCGGAGAUUGGUUAGAGCAUGAACGGGCCAAGGCACGCGCGAAGAAGUCCAAGAAAACGCACCGCAGGCGCAAGUCCAAAUCGCCAACUAAGGAUACGAAGGGAGAAACUGUCGCGGAUGCCGUUCCAGAACCUCAAGCACCCGCACAAGGCAGUAAUGGACGGCCUCGCUCCGAUUCUCUCGACUCUGACUCAAGCGAUAUUUCUUUUGAUCGGCUUCAGCGUAUUCUGGAGGAAUCCUUAUCUCACAUGGGUCUCAACUCUCUGCCUCAUCUGACUCCUAGAGUAUCCCGCCCCAAGCAUCGAAAGGUCCCAUCUCGAUCCUCUCUUCGUGGUCUUUCUUCCGACACUGAAUAUGCCGAUGGGGAUGCCGUUGUACCCAGCUGCGAUGUCUGGCUUGACAACUCUAAGACGAUGAGCUACGGAGGUGGAGCCGCCGAUGAUGAAGAUCAGGAUCCAGCUGAUGCUGAUACAAAAGCUGAUAAGGAGAAGGAAUACUGGCUUAGCUUCAAGAACGAAAUCAUUCGCAUUGCCCAUACAUUGCGACUCAAAGGAUGGAGGCGUAUUCCCCUUGGUGGCGGCGAUAAGAUCUCCGUUGAGAGGCUUAGUGGUGCCUUGACCAACGCUGUCUACGUCGUCACGCCACCGAAGGAAAUCGAUGAGGCAGAGGGCAAAAGAAAGCCUAAAAAGGUCCUUCUACGCAUCUAUGGACCACAAGUAGAGCAUCUCAUUGACCGAGACAACGAACUGUCAGUCCUGCAGAGAUUGGCACGCAAGAAAAUCGGACCUCGUCUGUUGGGAACAUUCAAGAAUGGUCGUUUCGAGCAGUACUUUGACUCUAUCACGCUUACGCCGGCGGACCUUCGAGAUGCCGACAUGUCCCGUCAGAUCGCUAAGCGAAUGAGGGAGCUUCACGAUGGUAUUGAUUUGCUCCCACAUGAGAGGGAAGGCGGACCAGCAACAUGGAAGAGUUGGGAUCAAUGGCUUGAUAAUGUCGAGCGAAUCGCAACUUACCUUGAUAAUGAGUACGAGAAGGAAGCUCAAGCCCAAAACGGUCGACGCGACUCUGUGGUGCAUGCCUGGAAAUCGAGAGGCUAUGUGUGCGGCACCCCUUGGCCUCAGUUCAGGGACAUGAUGACCAAGUACAGAGUUCAUCUCAACAGUUUCUACAAGGGGGGCCAACGAGAGAUCAAGGACAGUCUCGUCUUUGCCCACAGCGAUACGCAAUAUGGAAAUAUCCUCCGCAUUCGCCCGGAUGACGAAAAGUCACCCCUGCUUCAGGCUGCCAACAAACACAAGCAACUCAUCGUCAUUGACUUUGAAUAUGCGGGCCCUAAUACUCGUGGUCUUGAGUUUGCCAAUCACUUCAACGAAUGGACAUACAACUACCAUGAUGCUACGGUGCCUUGGGCGUGCGAUGUGCGACGAUAUCCCACCCCGGAUGAGCAACGCCGUUUCAUCAAGGCCUAUGUCGAUCACCGCCCUCGGUUCCAAGGCAGCAACUCCACCCCUCGACUGGCGCCAUCUGAUAGCAACGUGUCGAGCGCCAUGUCUACGCCACUUGCGACACCUUCCAACCCUCCUGCGAGCAGCUCAAGCUCCAUCGUCGAGUUCAUGCUUGAUGCGCGAGUACCACCAGGAGGAUGGAGCGCCGCGGAACGGGCCAACGACGAACGAAGCGACCAGCGCGUGCGAGAGUUGUUGGAGGAGACUCGACAGUGGCGCCCGGCCAAUCAUGCUCACUGGAUCGCGUGGGGCAUUGUGCAGGCCAAGAUCCCAGGUCUCGACGAAACCAUCAAGGAAGAAGACCUGCUGAGUCCUGAUGAGUUCGAUUACUUGAGCUACGCCCAGGAUCGGGUCAUGUUCUUCUGGGGUGACUGCGUGCGCAUGGGACUUGCUAAGCGGGAGGAGCUUCCUCCCCUGCUGCAGCAGUCUAUCAAGACUGUUGAGUACUAA
Messenger RNA from Fusarium musae, 2352 nucleotides. RefSeq lists its product as uncharacterized. Gene Ontology annotation, cellular component: cytoplasm. Gene Ontology annotation, molecular function: ethanolamine kinase activity; choline kinase activity. The record is from RefSeq and is a predicted model, not a curated record. NCBI's taxonomy places the organism in Eukaryota, Fungi, Ascomycota, Sordariomycetes, Hypocreales, Nectriaceae. The transcript is spliced from 3 exons. Gene Ontology annotation, biological process: phosphatidylethanolamine biosynthetic process; phosphatidylcholine biosynthetic process. The coding region runs from base 1 to 2352 and encodes 783 amino acids.